UCAUGUCAUAGAUGUUUGGUCCAAUACUGAUCUCUUUGUGUUCCAGAGGUAUAUAGGUGCGCGUUCUCCCCCGAACAACGCUAGUAGCUCACAGUCAUGUCGGCGGCUGAAGUUGCUCAGACCAUCAAGCUCCUCGAUGCAGCAUUCGCAGGCGAUUGCUGUCAGAUUGCAGCUAUCGUGAUUUAUGCCUACGAUCGCUUUCUCACCUUUCGCUGGGAUGUGGAUCUGAUAUGGCAGCGCCGGAACAUGUCUGUAGCAACUGGCUUAUACGUGCUGAUACACAUAUCAGUGGCGGUGUACCUGUUUGGACAGGUGAUCAUCCUGAUCCUUACAGGCUGUGAAAGCGGCUAUAUCAUGACAGUCGUACAAUUGUGCGCUGGCGCGCUAUUUCAUACCAGCUUUGGUGCUUUCACGGCAUUGCGUGCCUACGCCAUCAGCAAUCGCUCUAUCUCGCUCACGUGUGCGAUCUUCUCAGCCUCGUUGGUGCUCUUCGUAGGGGAUAUAUAUGAGAUCUCCACAAUUGUCCUGGUCGUUGCACCAGAGCCGGUUGGAUGUGUGCUCUCUUCGGAUGGUACAAGCUAUAGACCACUGAUCAUCGCCGGAGAAGCAGCUAAUAUAGUUGCCGAGUUUUUGUUGGUAGCGGCGACUUGGCGUCAUGCACACAUGAUCAAAUUCGCCAAAGAUGCGCACGUUGAGGCCCCAAUCACAACGAUUUUGCUCCGAGAUGGUACUGUCUAUUUUGUGACUAUUCUUGCACUUCUCAUCAUCACUAUGACACUGGCUGCAACAAAUAGUGUCGCGAACGGAUUUGUUUCGCCCCUAACCGACGCCCUCCAAGUGAUCUUAAUUUCACACUUCUACCUCAACUUACGCGAAGCCAAUUCAAUGGACAUGGAUUCCGGGGCAUCUCAGAUAUCCGACGUCCGUUUCACGCGUGUGGUCGGGAGCCUCGCCGGCUCGCUCCCUUAUGGUAUGCACAGUUCUCCAGGAGGCGUGGACGCAGGGCCCGACUCCGUUGGCUCAGACGAGGAGUUUGUGGAUGGUGGAGAGAUGGAUGGCUUAGACCAGGAGUCGGUCUGCGCAAGGCCUGAGGGCAGCAUUGGGGGCUCGGAGCCUUGCGCCUCCAAUGGCAUGCCUAGUCCAGGACUUCUGUACGUGGAAGAGGUCCCGAGAACCGAGGCUAUUGUCGCAUAACAUUCCUCGAUGUAUCCUCACUUCACCACGAUCAUCUCGCGGUCGAUAUUCAGAUCCCUCAAAUGCAAUUUACGUUGGUGAAUUCAA
Molecule: messenger RNA, 1281 nt
Organism: Fomitopsis serialis
Lineage: Eukaryota; Fungi; Basidiomycota; Agaricomycetes; Polyporales; Fomitopsidaceae
Exons: 13
Coding region: 97-1194 (365 amino acids)
Source: RefSeq, a predicted model, not a curated record